Meloidogyne enterolobii is the source of this 1248-nucleotide messenger RNA. NCBI's taxonomy places the organism in Eukaryota, Metazoa, Nematoda, Chromadorea, Rhabditida, Meloidogynidae. The record is from the annotation of a GenBank genome assembly.
CUUUUCUUAAAUAAAAAAAUGUUUCCCCAUUCGCUGCUACAGGCCGCUUCUUCUUUUGCUGCUAACAACACGUGUUCGGUGCCACAAUCAGGUUCUUCAUCAUCCUCUUCAUCUGAAUCUCCAAGGUCACAACAUCAUCAACAACAUCACCAUCAACAGCAGCAACAACAACAUCACCAUAAUAAUAAACAAAGACAACAAGCAAUGUCUGCUGCUGAAGCUUUGCAAGCACAACUUUUGGAGCAUCAACAACAGCAACAGCAACUUGCUGCAGCAGUUGGACAAUUAAGUGGAGGUAGCAGUGUUAUUAGUAGCAGCAUUGGUCAAUCAGCAUCUUCUGUUGAUGAAGCCGUUGUUUGUAGUUCCUCGGGUACAGGUGGUGGUGGCGGUGAUGGAAAUCAAAGAGAACCAAAACCAUUUAAAUGUCCUCAUUGUCCAAAAGCUUUUGCUAAUAAUUCUUAUUUGAGUCAACAUAUGCGAAUUCAUUUGGGUAUUCGAGCUUUUGGUCCAUGCCAAUUUUGUGGAAAGAAGUUAUCGAAUUUACAAUCCCAUUCUCGUUGUCAUCAAUCUGAUAGACCAUACAAGUGCAACAGUUGUUACAAAUGUUUUGCUGACGAACAAACACUUCUUGAACAUAUUCCACGACAUAAGGAGAGCAAGCAUCUUAAGGCAAGUGCGAAGGUUCAUAUUUGCCCAUUUUGUGGAAAAUCUUAUUCACAAGCCCUCUACCUUGACAAACAUAUGACUAAACAUACUGAUCGUAGGAGUGAUAUGCGAUUUCCAAAAAACGUUGGAAAUGUUGGUUAUUGUUCAUCUUCAAAUGGUUCUACAACAGCAGCUGCUGCGCAGCAACUGGCAGCUGCAGCAGGGAAUGCUGCAAUGAUGGCUGUUUCUGGUUUAGAUUCUGCUUUUGAUCCUUUUGAUGGGCUUGGACAACAUUUGGGUCAAUUAGGUUGUGGUAGUGGUGGAAAUCAAAAUAAUAAUAGUACUGCAAAUGCUGCUGAUCAACAACAGCAGCAACAAGAUUUUUCGCUUAUAGCCGAGCAAUUCCAAAUGGCAGCAGCUAAUGCAAUGCAGCAACAGCAACAACAACAUUCUGCUCAACAACAACAACAAUCACAACAGCAACAACAACAACAAUUAGCAGCAAGUACAGCAGCAGCUUUAAGUUCAUAUGGAUGCUAUCCAUUUUCAGGAGGUACUAGUAGUAGUAGUAGUGGUGGAAAUGCUGGGAACGGUGGGUGGUAA